AGAAUCGUAUUUCCUCUUCAACAUGAAAGUCAUCCUACUAAUGCAAUUUUUGUGUUAAUUGGUGAUAGUGCCUUCAGAUGAAAGAGUGCCUUUCGUUCGGCUGUAAAUGAACUGUUUAAAUGACCAAAAAUGUUAUGUUAUGACUGUUACUCAGUACUGCACUGAAUAGGAAGUUUUAAUUAUCAUACUUGUACCUGAGGUAAGUGUAUAUUCGUAGAACAUGGAUGUCGGUGCUAUUAGUCUAGGUAAAGGAACUGACAGAACUGCUGAGUCUAGUGGUACUCGCAGUACAACUAGCAGUGACACCACUGUGCAAGGUAUAACUAAUAAUCUACAAGAAGUUGCUACUAGUCGUCUGUCUUCUUUGUUAUCAAGUCUUGCUGCUGAGCCUCUUGCAGCAGCUCCCAGAAUGCCACAACAACACACAUUGAGGAGCACAAACGUUGGAGAGAAAGCUUCAUUGCCGCAACCAUUAGCUACUCCAAGUUUUCCUGUUCCACCUCAUUUAAUGGGACGCAAUGUUAAUAAUCCAGUAGAAGAUAUAGUUUCUCAUGGUCGCAGAUUACAGAAACCUCGUCUCGGUGUUAAAGUGCCUUAUCGCAAUCUGACAAGUCAAAUAGUGACUCAAGAUGAAUUAGCCCAAGAAUUACUUGAACGGUCGCUAAAGAAGCAUCCAGUUCGCAAUGUGCCAGAAGGUGGUGAUUUAUUUUUUGCCAUUAAACUUACUCAGAGGCUUGCUAACCGUUUGUCUCCAAGUGGUGCGCAAGUGUCAGUAGCAUCUCGUGCAGCAGUUAGGACAACCCAACAACAAUCUCCAGAAGUUAAUCGCACUAUUCCUUUAAAACAUCCUUCAACUGCGACAUCACCUGCCAUAGCAGAUCAUAGGGAUCUCUUAGCUAUUCUUGAGGGAGAUGGAGAUCCUGAUUGGAGUCCAGCGUCUGUAGCAGCUGCAACACCACAGACUUCUGUGGCAACAGUUGUCCAUGAACAUGUUCCUCCACCACCUAUUUCUCACAUUACUAAUGUGAAGUUGGAUCCACUCCUUGAGAAAGAAUUAGCACUAAAGCAGCUCAUGGAAUUUCAAAAUAAUUCUCGGAGAAGGAAGUCAAAUAAAGUUCAAAAACCUGAUGAAAAGAUGAAAAGACAAAGAUCUCAGGGUAAAAAAGAACCAUUGAAUAAAGAAAAUGGAACAGUUGGUCUCAAAGGCAAUGCACAGAAUACUACUAAAUCAAAUGUAUUGAAUUCGUCUGGCAGUGCUUCUGGGACACCGGUUGUAACAAAAGGGCGCAAAAGGAAAAAUGAAGAGAGUCCAGUUGGAGAAGUUAAAAAACCUAGGAUCUCUGGGAAGAAGAGUGUAGUUCAAAGUAAAAGUGACUCGAAAGCUAAUGUCAUAAAGACUGAAGAGAAAAGUCCGAAGAAAUUAAAAAAUUCAAAGAAUGCUUCUCCAAGUAGUAUUAACAAUAAUAACAAUAAUAAUACGGAAAGAAAUGUGGGUACAAAUGCAGUAGCUAAAGGUAAAGGUGCAGCUGCAAGUGCUAAAGACACAAAAUCUGUUUCUGACUCUAAGCCAAAGAAAUCUAUUUCUCCUGCCACAUCUGGAAAAAAUCAAGUGGGUGACGGAAGAAAGAAGACAGCUAGUCCACUUGAAGGAAGUAAUGUGAGAACAUCUAAUAGAGGAUCAAAUGCUAGUGUGUCUAAAUCAGAUUCUUUGAAUGAAAGUCAAGAUACUCAAAGUUCAUCACUUAUUGAUGAUUUUCCAGAAUUUCCUCGAUCAUUCACUACACCUAUUAGAACAUAUAGUCCAAAGAAAAGGACACCCAAUACAAAUGCUUCACCAAACCUUCAGACACCAGAGAUGCUGUCUACAAAUAAUAAUGUAGAAAGUGUCAAACCAGAGAGCAGUCCAGUCAAACCAAAAGCCACGGAUACCAAGGUUCCAGAACCUUCACCUCCUCCUAAGCAAAGCCCUGAAAACUCUGAAAAAGCAGCUCAGAAGAAGAAGGAAAGCAAGGAAAAUGUGAAACGAAGAAAGGGUGAAGUAGAUCGCCUGUUAAUGGAUGAAGGAGCAAUUAAUCUUCUCUAUGAGGCUGAACAUGGCGAUUCAAGGAGAAGAAGUUCUGCCCCAGAAGAAAAUGUAGUAGUACCACCCCAGAGAAGAAUCUUGAAGUCUGUCCGCAGAAAGAAGAAAGAUCUUUUAUUGAAGACUCGCCUCGUUAAAAAUGCUGUUCUUCGUUUAAGCAACAGCUCUUCUUCAGGGAUUUCACCAAUGGUUUCACGAAUUACAAGACGCACAGAAGCUCCCAGUCAGCAGUCUACAUCGGCUGAUCAAGGAUCCAACCAGCAACGUAAAUUGUCAUUGGACUCUCGUGAAUCCCUCCGUUCACCUCCACCUCUCACUCCAGACGAUCCAUCUUCUCAGUCUUUUGUGUAUCCUGUGCGACUUCCAUUACCAGCUGAAGCCUCCAGGAUUAUUCGCCGACAUUCCUCCAGCAGUAAUUUUUCAAGCAGAAGUGCAAGUCCAAGCACAAAUCGUAAUAUUGACUUACAAGGUGCAGAAAAUGCUGAGAAGUCAUUAGAUACGAAACGGACAUUAACUAAUUCAGGGAAUGUUUCUAAGUCUAGUGGUUCUAUUUCAAGUGGGAGGAAAAAGGGAGUUCCUAUCUUCGUUAGAAAACCACAAGUUAUUCAAACAUAUCAAGGAAAGAAAAAGAAAAUUCCACUACAAGACCAGAAAAGUUCAAUUGUAAAUGUACCUGUCAAACAGUCCAACAAAGCUACUCAGCAAAACAAUAAGGAUGCCAAAAUCACAUCAAAAGGGUCCUCUGUAUCUAUGCUGAAGACAGUAUCAGAGAAAAAGAAAGCUGCUGUAAAAAAGAUCAGUAUUAGUGACAAGCUUAAAUUAAAAAUGGAAAUGUCAAAGAACUUUUCAAAAGGUUUCCAAUCAGGAAAAGUGAAGCAAAGUGUAAAGAAACUUGCAGAAAAUGGAUCAGCUAAGAGCAAGAAGAAAGAAGAAGUGACAAAAGAUAAGACUUCCAAAUCUGCAACAGCUGGCACAAGUGGUAAUGCAAACGGAUCCAUUGUAGAUGAAAUGUUAGACUUGACGUCGUGCCUUGCUGCAGCCGCUUCUGCUUUCGCUGCAGAAGCAAGAGAAGAAAAGUCUUCUAAGAAGACAGCCAGUUCCAGUGGGACGUCACACUCCUCCUCUCCCUGCCCAAGUAGGAGUUCAAAAAGCCCAACUCCAACCAAUAGAACUACUGGCAAGAAAGGCAUUGCACCUCCCUUGAGCCCAAAUGCUGCAACGUACUCUAAUUUACUGAAAACUCUUGAAAAUGAAAGCCAGAAGCAGAGAAAGAAAGAUGGCGAAGAAGUGACAAAACAACGUUCAAGUGUUCGUCAAAAUGCAGGAGCAUAUCACUACAAAGAUAUUAGCCUUCGUCGCUAUGAUAACUUGGUGCAAGUAAUACUCACACCUCAGUCCACAAAAAUGAAAAAUGCAUUGAAUCUGCAGGUAUUGAGAGAAUUAAAAGAUGCUCUUUCUCAUCUGAAAAAGGAUGAAACCUGUAGAGCUGUACUUUUAACAUCUACUGGUAGUUCAUUUUGUCAGGGUAUCGACUUUUAUGGAUUGUUACAUACCAAUGCAGAACGAAGAAAGUCUGCUGCUCAAGAGCUCGCACAAGCUUUAAAGUAAGUAAAUAUUCUCACUACUAUUUUUAUGACUGAAUGUUAAGUUACACUAGUUGGGAUUAGGAGAGUUGAGAAACGUUUUGUAUUUUAAACUAUUUUAUCUGUAUGAUAGUUUUAUACUAUUUUCAGUUGUAGUUGGUUUGAUAAAUUUCUCUCAAAUUAAUGUGAAAAAAGCAGAAUUUUUCUUCAGUAUAAUUUCUAGUUUGAGUUUUGCAUUGCAAAGAGUGAA
This is a messenger RNA of Gryllus bimaculatus (two-spotted cricket), 3913 nucleotides long. The record is from the annotation of a GenBank genome assembly. Lineage: Eukaryota; Metazoa; Arthropoda; Insecta; Orthoptera; Gryllidae.